AUGACUGAAACCUUUAAACAUCCUCAAAUUCAAGGCAAGCAUGGAUGGUUCCGAGAGAAACCGACACUUUGGCCCGGCCAAGCAAUGGGUUUGGAAAUCGAUGAAAUUCUUCAUCACGAAAAAUCUCUUUAUCAAGAUGUUUUAGUAUUUAAAUCUAAAACUUACGGAACUGUGUUAGCAUUAGAUGGCGUGAUUCAAUGCACUGAGCGUGAUGAAUUUUCUUAUCAAGAAAUGAUUACUCACACUCCAAUGAUGUGCCAUCCGAAUCCUCAAAAAGUUCUCGUAAUUGGAGGUGGUGAUGGCGGGGUUCUCCGUGAGGUCGUUAAACAUGAAUCAGUUGAAGAAGUUACUUUGUGUGACAUUGAUGAGGCGGUAAUUCGCGUAUCCAAAAAAUAUUUACCCGGAAUGGCAAUUGGUUUUGAUAGCCCCAAGGUUAAAGUUCAUAUUGGUGAUGGAUUUCCUUUUUUGGAAGAUAAAGCUAAUACUUAUGAUGUUAUAAUUACUGACUCAUCUGAUCCUGUUGGACCAGCUGAGUCUUUAUUUCAAUUUAAAUAUUACGAACUUAUGAAAAAAGCGUUGCGUCCUGGUGGCGUUAUUUCCGCUCAAGGCGAAUGUCAAUGGCUUCACCUUAAAUUGAUCACCGAGGUUCAAAACUUUUGUCGUCAACUAUUCCCAGUAGUCGAAUAUGCUUAUACCACAAUCCCAACCUAUCCAUCAGGUCAAAUCGGUAUAUUAUUAUGUUGUAAUGAUCCAUCUCGUAAUAUGAAGAAACCGGUUAGAAAAUGGCCAGAAGAUAAGGAAGAAAAAUUAUUUAAGUAUUAUAAUUCUGAAAUUCAUGAAGCAGCUUUUAUUUUACCUCAAUUUACAAAGAGUGCAUUGAAAGCAGCAGAGGCAGAGAACAAAUAA
Messenger RNA from Dentiscutata erythropus, 906 nucleotides. The record is from the annotation of a GenBank genome assembly. Lineage: Eukaryota; Fungi; Glomeromycota; Glomeromycetes; Diversisporales; Gigasporaceae.